Messenger RNA from Hydra vulgaris (swiftwater hydra), 1239 nucleotides. RefSeq names its product glutamate--cysteine ligase regulatory subunit. Gene Ontology annotation, cellular component: glutamate-cysteine ligase complex. Gene Ontology annotation, biological process: glutathione biosynthetic process. NCBI's taxonomy places the organism in Eukaryota, Metazoa, Cnidaria, Hydrozoa, Anthoathecata, Hydridae. The record is from RefSeq and is a predicted model, not a curated record. Gene Ontology annotation, molecular function: enzyme regulator activity; glutamate-cysteine ligase catalytic subunit binding.
AAUAAAUAUUUCCGAACAAAUAUUUUUUUAAUAUGACGUCUAGUGUAGCAAAACUUUCUGUGCAUAUCGAAACUAGGCACAUUAAAACAUUAUGAUUUAUAGUAUCAAUAAAAACCAGGCCAAACAAUCUAAAUGAAUAUAUAUUUGUCAAAAAGAUAGGAUUGCAAAAAAGAAGAAAAAAUCAGAGCACGCAAUUCGAAAGUUGUAUCGCAAGCAAAAACUUCAAGAGCUCAGCUGUAUUGACAAAAUGACUCAAAUCGCUUUGAACACAAGUGAAUUUCUUAGAAGCAGUAAUAUGGAAGGCGAUUGUAAAAUUUACGCACACACAGGAAACAUAGCAAACUGGAAUAACUUAAAAACAAGACGAACAAACGACAUACCCGCUAAUGAAUUAUAUCAAAGUUUAUUGCGCGUUUUUGGAAAAUGGUCUGAAGUAAGUGGGCCUCUAGGCCAAGGAGAGAUCUACGUUAAUUGUUCAAAUGCAGAAAAAAUGGAUAUCAACGAAAGAGGUUUGCUUAAAGUUACUGCCAAGGUAUUUUUGCAUACGCUUAAAGUUGAUGCUUUAAGAGAAGCCGUCAACAUUACUCUGAUGCAGCUCGGUGUUAGUCAUUUAGAUAGUUUGUAUCUAGCCCUACCUCCGAUUGAUGAAAGUACGCCUUUUAAUGAAGCCAUUCUUCCCUUUUGGGAAGAAAUGGAACGCUUAAGAGAUGCAGGAAUCUCUACUCAGAUUUCCUCAUGUGAUCUCGACAAAGAGAAGCUCGAAUCACUUAUCCGCAUGGUUAGGAUUAAACCAGAAGUAAAUCAGGUCAAUUUAACAUCAUGUUGCCACAUGCCUGAAGAUCUGGUGGCUUAUGCUAAAGAAGCCAACGUAGUGUUGCAUACACAUGGAGACCAAUCAGUGAUGUUGCCGGAAGAAACAUUGGAUCAAUUAAUCCAUACAAUUCAACCCGCUGAUAAACGGCAAUACUCAACAGAGUACGUGGUUCGUUACGCUGUCGUGGUUAAAUGUAGAGGGGUAAUUAAAGGCAAAGGUUACAUAGCUGUUUUAAAUGGUAAAGAUCCACAAUAGAUCUUUCAAAAAAUAUUUAAUUUAGUAAAUUUUUACUUUUCAUGUAAAUUGAAAAUAUAAAUUAAAAAAUUUUUUAAAUAUGUAUUAAUAAUGAUGAUAAAUUUAAUGACUUAUUUAUAAAUAUUGUAUAUAUAUUAUAACUGUGAAUUUUUAAUUGAUGCUUAGUAGAA